This is a messenger RNA of Dinoponera quadriceps, 4089 nucleotides long. RefSeq names its product dorsal-ventral patterning protein Sog (gene sog). The coding region runs from base 957 to 3848 and encodes 963 amino acids. Gene Ontology annotation, molecular function: protein binding. The record is from RefSeq and is a predicted model, not a curated record. Gene Ontology annotation, biological process: multicellular organism development. NCBI's taxonomy places the organism in Eukaryota, Metazoa, Arthropoda, Insecta, Hymenoptera, Formicidae. The transcript is spliced from 9 exons.
UCGCGGUCAGUCAGUCAGUCAGUCGGACGUUUGCUAUCCGAUACGGUUAGCGUGCGCACUCGCAGGACGGAUUCAGUGCCGCCGCCGCCGCCGCCGUCGUUCGUCGUCGUCGCUGCCGCCGUCGCGUCAGAUGCACACCGGCGUUACUCCGUGAAGGAGAGGCGAGAGUACGUACGGCCGGGAGUAUCGCGCGCUCGAGACCGGCGGCGCGACGAAAGUGCGAGGCGCGAGAGGAACGUGAAUCGAGAGAUCGCGCGCGCUCGAGUCGAGUGUGCGCGAGCGGCCUGUCCGCGUUGCGAUAUCGUUUGAGCGAGGCUUUCUCGCAGUUCGCUUCUCGUUACGUGCAAGCGAGCGAGCGGAGUCGCGCGCGCGGUAAUGCAGAAAGUUCUUCUCUCUCUCUCUCUCUCUCUUUCUCUCGCUCGCUCGCGUGCGCGCGCGCGCGAGAAAGAGAGGAGGAACUUCGUCUCUUGAACUUUCGCGCACGCACUAUUAUCGCGCGCGACGCGCGCGCAAGACGAAGGGAGACGCGGAGGUUGGCGCGCGCGUUCACCGUGGUAUAAUAACGUUUUUUAGGUAAAAAAAAAAAAAAAAAAAAAGCCGAGCCCUCUUCCUNGGCGUUGAUCUUCUUCGCGCGGCCCGCCGCCGCCAACGGAAGAACAGGUUACGUGCUGUGAGACAGUGCAGAAAGUUUUGUGCAGUGAACGGUCGUUAAUAGACUAGUACCUACGACUAUACGAAUAAGGAGAGCGAGAGAGAGGGAGACUGCGGAGAGGACAGAAAGAAAGAGAGAAAAAGAGAGAGAGGAGGAGAAGCGUGCUAUAUGCGUAAAGGCAGGCGCGCGAGUGCCAGAACAGAGUGCGAGAGAGUAACCGACUGAUAAAACGGUAGAAGAAGAGGAGGAGGAGGAGAGAGAGAGAGGUGAAAAGGGUGGUCGCGAUACGCCGAAACUCGCGAAGAUGCAGCUUCACAGUGGCCUGAUGUUACCGAUCCUACUCGCCGUCGCGCUCUGCCUCCUGUUGAACGUGUUGACGUUACACGCGCGGCAGGUCGCACCUUUGAUAGAGGACGACUGGGCGAGGAGGCCGCACCGUGCCGCCGAAUGCAACUUCGGCCGACAGAUCCGCGAAUUGGGCACCACGUGGUUCGCGGACUUGGGCCCGCCCUUCGGAGUCAUGUAUUGCAUCAAAUGCGAGUGCAUGCCGGUACAGAAGAAGAAGCGAAUCAUCGCGAAAGUUCAAUGUCGCAACAUCAAGAACGAAUGUCCCCAGCUCACGUGCGACGAACCAGUUCUGCUACCAGGCCGAUGCUGCAAAUCGUGCCCCGGUGACUUCAGCACGGACGUCGUGCAGGAUCUGCCGGUGCAGCUGACGUCGGAGGAAGAGGAGCGCAACCUGAAACAUUUCGGCACCCUCCUGACGGGCAGGACGUCGCAGUCCGUGCGUUCCGACGACCCGAACCCGACGUCGGUGUACAACAGCGCCUACAACUACUUGGCGACCGGUCGCUUCACCUUCCACCGCAAGAACCUCUAUUACUCGUUCUACUUGUCCGCGUCAACGCCCCGGCCACGCAGCAUACAGUUCGUCGAUGGGUCCGGCAGCAUCCUCGAGGAGCAGGCCAUCGACCCGGUCGGCGGUGCUUACCAGAACGUCACCGGCAAGCUCUGCGGCGUGUGGAGGCGCGUGCCGCGCGAUUAUCGCAAAUUGCUGCGCGAAGAGCGGCUCCACGUGUCCUUCCUGUGGGAGCCUUCAGCGAUCUUGACCGGUCAGCUGUCACGGUACCGCGCCCUGUCCACUGAGCAGUACUCCUCUCUGCUGGAGCCGACGAUGGGCGUCGACCGGUCCCUGAUGUCCGGCGCCGGCGCGACCGCGAUCGUGUCCGCAUCGUCGGUCUCAGCGCCGUCGAUCCACGUGUCCCUCGUGUUCAACGGCCUCUUCCUGCCGAACGACGUGGCGGAGGUGCCGUUGGUCGUCCAACUGGAACACCAGGAGAAGGACUACGUGGUGCUGCGCGAGGAAAUGAUCGUGAAGAAGCCGUCGAACGAGCUGAACUUCGGCGAGGUGCGCAGCGCGCUCUCCGGCGCCGAUCUCCGGCUUCUCACCAGGGGCAAGCUGUCGAUCAGCAUCAUGUCCCGGAAAGACCCGCAGGCUCUUCAUCUGGCCGGUGCGGUCGGGCCACGCGCCACCUGCGACAUGUACCAGACCCUGCUGUUGUCGGAGACGCCGUCCGUGGCCUCCGGACUUGCUUGGGUCUACUUGGACCGCAUCGGAGCACUGCGCUACGGCGUCCAGUUGAUCGGUCUCGAAGAGGAGAGUCCCCUGGUGACCUUGGUCGACGAAGGGGGUAAACGGAAGACGGAACUCGACGACCUGACGCCGUCGUUGGUCGGCGGUUUCGCGAACGGCUCCUUAGACCGGCCCGGCCCGAGGCUCCUGGAGCCGCUCUUCAAGGGAGAGCUCUCCGUCGUGGCCGCCAGCCAGGCUGGCUCCUUGUUGCGCGGUAGACUCUUGGAGAGACCCGUGGCCGACGCCAGGGACACCGCCGCGCCGGUGUUGUUGCGAAGACCAAACCGAGAGCCGACGCAUCCCGGACCGGCCGGUCUGAUCUGGACCGCGGUGGACUUGGACUGUUCCCUGCACUAUGAGCUCGAGCUUGCCGGUUUUUCCUCCAACUCCCAGGAGCCACGGACUUUCCGGCUGUACUUGGAGACGAUGCCACGGUUGGCCCAGGGCGCUCCGGUCGCCAGGAGGCUCCUCGAGGAAUUCGGCGGCUACUCAUUGGAGGGCUCAGUCACCGGGCUCUCGCCAAUGGAGCUCUACAGAAUCGACUCCGGCAUCGGCUUCCUCGAGGUGACCGAGAAGCAGACCGGUCACGUACUCAAGGCUCCCUUCAAGGCCAGGGUGCCGUUCAGCUGCCUGCCCCACUACGCCGAUAACGAUGUCGCCUCCGUGGUAGCGUACAAUCUGCAGCCGUCCAAGUCGGAUUUCGAGACCGGCGCGUGCUUCCACGAGACCAGGUUCUACGAGGAGGGCCAGCAGUGGACGUCGAACACGGACCCUUGCUCUAUGUGCCACUGCUUCCGCGGCUUGGCGCAAUGCGACACGGUGCCGUGCCCGGCGCUCUCCUGCACGCCGGGGAAGCAGGCGAAACAGUCGGUAGCCGGCCAUUGUUGCCCGAUAUGUGCGGCUGUGGCGAAUAACACGAAGAGCAACGCCAUAAAAGGUUGCACGUUGGCUGGGCAGCAUCACCUGGCAGGAUCGUCCUGGCAUCCGUAUUUACCGCCGUCAGGAUUCGACACCUGCGCGGUCUGCACGUGCGACGCUGUCACGUUGGAAGUAAAAUGCCCGCGGGUGCAGUGCCCGCCGCUCCAGUGCAACGAGAAGAUCGCCUUCAGGCCGGACAAGAAAGCCUGUUGCAAGCAGUGCCCGGCGGUAACACCUCACAACGUAGCCGCCACCGCCGCCGUUAUAAACGACACUGCACACAUGGCGCGGGAUGAGGCCUUACCGUCCAUACGGCGCACCGCGGAAGAGAUCCUCGCUUCCGGAGGCUGCAAGUACCCCGUUGGCGGGCCCUACGAGAACGGCAUGGAAUGGCAUCCUCGAGUGCACUCGCACGGGGAGAUGAAGUGCGUCAAGUGCCGUUGCAAGAACGGCGAGGUCAGGUGCGACAGGAAACGUUGUCCACGGUCGCUCUGUAACUCGAUCGCGCAUCAGAUGAAGCGUGGCGAGUACGUGGCGGACGUCGAUGACUGUUGCACGACGCAGUGUCGCCGCGCGAGGCGUCAUCACCGCAACAACCAUCAUCCGGCGUCGCGGCACACCGUGACGCCACGCGAGUUGAGCUGAGUCCGGUCAUCCUGCAAAAAUCGUUCGCUCCGGCCCACGAAGAAGCUCGCGCGAGCACCGUAGUCAUCGUCUGGCCGAGAGAGAAAAAGGGAGAGAGAAAGAGAGAGAGAAAGGAAGGGAGAGGGGGGAGAGAACUGGUCGUUCUUCGUUGUAGGAGCAGCGCGUCGCCAUAUCCGCGCGUGUCGCGCGCGAGAUCGAACGAGCCGGGCAGCCUUCGAAGUGGCGGCGAAACGACGAAAAA